UCAAACAUUUUUCUCUAUAAAUUUGAAGACAAAUAGCUUCUCAUUACUACCACAAUUAAAACACAGAGCAACAACCAUGAGAGGAGUUGUAGACAAAUCUUGCAUUCUCUUCUUCCUCCUCCUCAUUUCAUCCUCCAUUUUUGCUCACUCAAGAUCGACAAAACUCGAUCAAAAAAAGCCAUGCAAACGCAUGGUCCUCUACUUCCACGACACAAUGUUCAAAGGCGACAAUGGAGCGAACGCGACAGCAGCCACCAUCGUCAACGCAAAUGGGACAGGCCUCGGCAACUCCAAGUUUGGAAAAACAGUUGUUUUCGAUGAUCCCAUUACAUUAGACAACAACUUUCACUCAACUCCAGUGGCACGAGCUCAAGGGUUCUAUUUCUAUGACAUGAAGACCACUUACAAUGCUUGGUUUGCGUACACUUUGAUAUUCAAUUCGACUCAGUAUAAAGGUUCAAUUAACAUUAUGGGUGCUGAUAUGAUGGAUGAACCUACUAGGGAUCUUUCAGUGGUGGGUGGGACUGGUGAUUUCUUCAUGGCUAGAGGGAUUACCACUUUUAAGACUGAAGAAGUUGAAGGUGCUGAUUAUUUUCGUGUUCAAAUGGAUGUUAAGUUGUAUGAAUGUUAUUAGAUUUGACAAGGUUGAUUGUUGAGUGAAUCUUGGUUUGUUGUCUUUGUUGGGUAAGUGUUUGGUUUGAUAAGCCCAAUGACUUGUACUACUAAUGUCUGAGAAGUGAGAAAAAUAAUUUUAUGUAACAUUCUCUUGGUUUCGCUUUUUUUAAUA
Messenger RNA from Camellia sinensis, 787 nucleotides. RefSeq names its product dirigent protein 5. The record is from RefSeq and is a predicted model, not a curated record. Lineage: Eukaryota; Viridiplantae; Streptophyta; Magnoliopsida; Ericales; Theaceae.